This is a messenger RNA of Andrographis paniculata, 6420 nucleotides long. Its product is annotated as zinc finger CCCH domain-containing protein 19-like. The coding region runs from base 145 to 6081 and encodes 1978 amino acids. The record is from RefSeq and is a predicted model, not a curated record. The transcript has 11 exons. NCBI's taxonomy places the organism in Eukaryota, Viridiplantae, Streptophyta, Magnoliopsida, Lamiales, Acanthaceae. Gene Ontology annotation, molecular function: protein binding; DNA binding; metal ion binding.
UAUAUGAGAGGAAGUGAUGGAGAGCUCAAACCGUCGGGCGUUCUCAAGCAAAACCCUUUGUUGAAGAAUUUGGUGAAUCCAUUCCUGUUUGCUCAUCGAGGUCGCAUGCGGAGGCGUUACGGCGGGGUGAUCUAGGGUUAGGCCAUGGAAGGACGGGAAAAUAAUGAUCAGGUGGCGGAUAUGGUGGAGGCCGUAGAUUCUUCGACCGACGUGAAUAAACCCUAUGAACUCGGGACGAAGGAGGAGGAGGAAAAAUCGAAGAUUGUUGUUGCAGGGAACGAAAGCGAGGAAGAAUGCGUGGCGGUUAAGGAAUUUGUUGAAUCGAGUGUGGAUGUCUGUAUGGAAAGCGGUGAUACGGCGGCGCAAGGCGGUAUGGUGAUGGCUGGGGAGGCUGGUUUCGAGGAAAACCGUGCGGCGAUGGAGGAGGGUUCGCGAUUUGUUGUAAAGCCCGUGGCGCUGGAAGGCGGGGGCGAGAUUGUUGGUGCGCGGAGUGUUGAUCCGUCGGCUGAAGUUGAAGUCGAGGAAGAUGCCGAGAGUAUUGGAGAUGGCGAUAGGGUUGCGCAAGUGGAUGUAUUAUUAGUCGAACCAAAACGCGAUAUGAUAGCCGAGCAAGAGAAGACACCAGCGGUGGACGCCAAGUUGGAUAUGAUUGCUGGUGAUACAAGCAAUCUGCUGAUUGAUUCUGCUGUGGAUGCUGGAAGGGAUGAUUUGGUCAACCCACAUCUUACAGUGACGCCUGAGGAAGAAAUAGUUACGGUAAUUGAUGGUAAGGUAGAUAUAGUUAUUACUGAUGCAGGUGAUGAGGAAAAGUCAUAUGAUUUUCCAAUGGAUACAAGAGAGGAUGAAUUGCAGGUAAUUACACAAGUGGAUUCCAGAAAGGAUGAUUCAGUAAGUGCACAUCUUACCGGGAAGCCUGAGGAGCAACUAGCAGCUGUAAUUGAUUGUAAGGAAGAUGUGAGUGGUGAUGAAAAGCCAAAUGACGGGAGAGGGGGUGCAUUCGAGGGAAUGGAUCCAUUGGAUUAUAAAUCUGAGAGGGGUGCUGAUGAUGUUGAGUCAGUUAAAGAGAUGAUAGGAAUGGCUCGAGAGUUGGUGGAUGGUUUGACAGUAGAGACCUCAGGCAAAAUGGAUAAUGAGAAAGCUGGUGUUUUGGCUAAUGAUUCAGAUAUUGGGACAGCUGAAAGACCAAGUGAUGAGGUGGGGGAAAAACUCAAUGAGAAGGCUGGUGUUUUGGCUAAUGAUUCAGAUGUCGCGACAGAUGAAAGACCAAGUGAUGAGGUGGGGGGAAAACUCGAUGAGGAGGCUGGUGUUUUGGUUAAUGAUGCAGAUGUUGUGACAGCUGAAAGACCAAGUGAUAAGGCGGAGGAAAAACUCGAUUUGAUGAUUACUGAGGAUGAUCCAGUCUCUGGAGACUUAAAGAUUGAAACUGAAGUUAAUCCAUGCGCAGAUAAUAGUAGCCAACAAGAACAAGUUAAUGAAUUUAGUGGUUCUGUGCAAUUUGUUGGUGAUGAUGUUCUAAGUAGGAAUGCUGAGAAUAACGUGGUGGACUGUGUAGAGGGUUUGGAUUCUGGGAAAAGUAUUGCGGAGGAUAAGGACAUUGGUGUGGAGUUAUUGAAGGAUUCUGAAUUAGAUGUAUCUUUGAAUAUGGAAGAGAAUUUGCAGGAAAGGUUAGAGGAUGCAGCAGUAAAGGAAGAAGCUUCAACUGGAGACUACAGAGAAGCAACAGGGGUGGGAGUUGAGUUGGAGUCCAAGGACAUGAGUACAGAGUUAAUGAAAGAUUCAGAAUUAGAUGAACCUGUGAAUGUGCCAGAAAAGGUGUCGAAUGCAGCAGUGAAGGAAGAUGUUUCAGCUGGGGACUUUAAAAAAGAAACAGAUGUGGGGGUGGAGUUGGAGUCUAAGGACUUGGAGUUCUUAGAGAUGUCCAAAUUUGAUGAACCUGUGAAUGUGCAGGAAACUUUGGAGAAUGCAGGAACAGGAGAAAAAGCUUCGACUAGGGAUAUUGUAAAGGAAUUGGAGUUAAAGAGUGUUUUGAUGGAGGGAAUUCAACCUGCAGAUGCUGUGGUGGGUGCUGAAGGGGGUGUUGAAAUGGACCAAGUGGUAGCUCAUAAAGGCAGGGACGACGAUGGAACCACAGAGAUGGAGGAGACACCAAGCGAUGUGGAUGGACCUGGCCAGGACAGUUAUGACUCACCGACUGCUCCACAAGAUGAGGAAGAUGACAAAAUGGUCACUGAGGAGGAGAUAGGUACACAGGACGUGGCAAUGGAGAUGGAAACAGAUAUUAAUGAUUCAGGGAAGACAUCUGGAGGGAAGCGAAAAAGAGGAAAGGUUUCAAAAGGUUCAGCUUCCAAAGCUACCGGAAAGCCUUCAAGGAAGAAGGUUGGAGAAGAUGUAUGUUUCAUUUGUUUCGAUGGUGGCGAACUUGUGAUUUGUGACCGGAGAGGCUGUCCAAAGGCUUAUCAUCCUUCAUGUGUCAAUCGUGAUGAGGCAUUUUUCAAAUCUAAGGGUCGCUGGAACUGCGGUUGGCAUUUGUGCAGCAGUUGUGGGAAGAAUGCCCAGUAUAUGUGCUAUACUUGUCCUUUCUCCUUGUGCAAGAGUUGCGGCAAAGAUGAAGCAUUCUCGUGUGUCAGAGGAAAUAAAGGAUUUUGCGAAACCUGCAUGAGAAUUGUUACGCUUAUUGAAAACGAGCAGACACUUAAAGAUAGUGAAAUAGAUUUUGAUGACAAGAAUAGCUGGGAGUAUCUCUUCAAGGAUUAUUUCAUAGAUUUAAAAGCUAAGCUCUCUCUCUCUUCAGAAGAGAUUGCUGAGGCUAAGAGUCCUUGCAAAGGAGCAAACAUCUCUGGCCCCAGCAAACAAGAAUCAUCAGAAGUGCGAGCUGAUGCUAAUGAUGGAGGAUCUUGUUCGGAUGACCCAACUGAAAAUGUAGAACCUACCCGACCGAAAAGAAGAAGGGUAAAGAAACAAUCCAAAUCCCUUAGCAAAGAAGAGGAAUUGACCAGUACUAAUGUUGAAGCUGGGGAUAAAGCUGUUGUUUUAGCUGAAAACCCGGAGUGGGCAUCAAAAGAGCUUCUUGAGUUUGUUUCACACAUGAAAGAUGGUGACACUGCUGUUCUCUCUCAAUUUGAUGUACAAGCUCUUCUACUUGAGUAUAUCAAAAGAAACAAAUUACGUGAUCCUCGUCGGAAAAGUCAAAUUAUAUGUGAUGCUAGGCUUGAAAAUUUGUUUGGGAAGCCACGAGUUGGACAUUUUGAAAUGUUGAAACUUCUCGAAUCACACUUCCUUGCAAGGGAUGAGCAGAAUGAUGAUGUUCAAGGGAGUGUUGUUGAUGCAGAAAAUAACAUUGUUGAUGUUGAUGCCAAUGCUGACCCCCUGACAAAGGAUGGGAAAGAUAGGAAACGUAAAUACCGCAAAAAGGGCAGCAGUCGGGGGCCUCAGUCUAAUCUUGAUGAUUAUGCUGCUAUCGACAUGCACAACAUUGGUUUAAUUUACCUGCGACGAAAGUUGAUGGAGGAUUUACUUGAAGACAUUGAAUCAUUUCAUGAUAAAGUUGUUGGAACAUUUGUACGAAUAAGAAUUUCUGGGAGUACCUCAAAGCAAGACUUGUAUAGACUAGUUCAAGUUGUUGGCACAAGUAAAGGGCCAGACUCAUACAAGAUUGGAAAGAAAAACACUGACAUUAUGGUGGAGAUACUCAAUCUAGACAAGACUGAACACAUUUCCAUUGACACAAUUUCAAAUCAAGAGUUUUCAGAGGAGGAAUGCAAGCGGCUUCGCCAGAGCAUCAAGUGUGGAUUAAUCAGUCGAUUGACUGUGGGUGAGAUUCUUGACAAGACCAUGGAAUUACAAGCUGCCAGAGUCAAUGAUUGGCUGGAAUCUGAAACCAUGCGGCUUAGUCAUCUCCGUGACCGAGCUAGUGAUUUGGGACGUCGGAAGGAGCUCAGAGAAUGUGUGGAGAAAUUACAGCUUUUAAAGAAGCCUGAAGAGCGACAGCGUAGACUGGAGGAUAUCCCUGAGAUACAUGCAGAUCCAAAGAUGGAUCCGAGCUAUGAAUCAGAAGAUAAGGACAGUGAAAAUGAGGACAGUAGACAAGAUGCUUUCACAAGAUCUCGGGGUUCCAGUUUUAGCAGGAGGGGAAAGGUACCAAUGUCCCCUCGAAAUGAUUCUGUAAAAGAACCAUGGAGUGGUGCCGGAAAAGUGAGCAAAACUUGGGAACCAAGUAGAGAUCUGUCCAACAACAGUUUUUCAAUCACCACUGGACAUAAUGAUGAGGCAGUGAUUGAAACUUCAUCAACAUAUGGAAGAGACAGGGGAAGACACGAAUCAAGCAAUUUAGACAAGAUAAAUUCUAUUCCUAACUCUGAGCCAGCUGACUGGGCCAGGCACUCUGUAGCACGGCCUGAAUCGUCUUCUGGCAUGCCAUCUGUAACCUCUGGAGCAACUUCCGUGGCCAUGUUUGGCGAAAAUUAUGUUAAGAUAAAUGAAUCAGAAAAGAUGUGGCAUUAUCAGGAUCCUUCUGGAAAAGUGCAAGGACCAUUCUCCAUGGUGCAGCUGCGUAAAUGGAACAAUACAGGGUACUUCCCAUCUGACCUGAAAAUCUGGAGAACCAAGGAAAAGCAAGGCAAUGCCAUACUUCUGGCUGAUGCAUUGGCAGGGAAAAUUCCGAAAGUAUCGCCAUCUCUUGGUAAUACUCCUCUGGCUACCAAUAUCAUUCAAAGUUCACAUGCCUUGACUGGGGAUUCUAGCAAGGCUUCUGGAACAUUCUCGCGCCGGGAUAAAGAGAGACUAAAUGCAGAUCAAAUGCCGAAAUUGCCCACUGAAAAGCUGCUCGGUAACGACAUUCCGAACCUGCCUUCCCCUACUCCAAAAAUGACUAACAAUGCUUUCAUAGGAGUAGAAGGGGGUGUUCUCACAGGGGCUGUUCUCACAGGGGCUAUUCAAUCACCAAGUGGUGGUGGUGGUGGUGGUGGAGUGCUUUCGUCUCCUACUCCCAUUGCUCCCAACAUGGGGAUUCAUUCUUCUGCUUCUGCAUCGGUUUUGAGCUCUGUUCUACAGGCGGUUGCUUCAAGUUCGGUACCCACCCCUCAAACAGGAAGUCUGUCGGACGCUGCCGUUCCUUUACACGCUCAAUCAACUGCGGCAGGCGAACCUCCUAUGGUACAAAUGCACGGUAAUCCACAAGCUACUGUCCAGCCUGCUCAGAAUCUUCAAACCAACACUCAGGGUUGGGCUGCACAACCACAAGGUUAUGGUUGGAAUGCAUCUAAUGUUCAAAAUCCUUCCGGAAGUUUCUCUAAUUCGGGCACUCCAUCCGGACCUCAACCAGAUGUCUGGAGACCUCAGAACAGUCAACCAAGUAUGCAUCCUUCUCCUGCAGCGCCAGAUCCAUCCUGGGCAAUGGGGCCGGCCGGGAGCAAUGCAGCAGCAUCAAUGGGGGUGAGACCGGACAAUCCCAAUAUGGGCUGGGGUUCGAUGCCGGCAAAUCCCAACAUGGGAUGGGGUAAUCCACCAGCAGGAACUAUGAACAUGAAUUGGGGACCUGCCAUGCAAGUAGCACCCCCCGGAAAUACGCCUGGUUGGGUUGCUCCACCAGGAAAUACAGGACCCAAUGUCCAAGGGAUGGUGCCGGACCCUGGGUGGGCUCCUACUCAAAAUUGGGGUCCUCCACCUGUUCAAGGACAAGUGCCUGGUCCUGGGUGGGGGAUGCCAGGUGGGGGUACUGCAGGGGGGCCGGCGCCUCCUCCUCCAGCUCAAGGACCUCCACCCGGUAACGGUAACGGGUGGGGCCAUCCAAGUGGCAAUCCUGGGGGCCCAAUGCCACAAGGAAAUACAAAUCAGGGGUGGGGUCAGGCUGGGAACCAAGGUGUAUGGAAUGGGGAAGCAAACCAUAUGGGUGGUCAGUAUUCAGGCCAAAGGGGUCGAGACCCAGGAGGCUACAAUGGAGGCAGACCUUGGAACAGGCAGCAAUCUUUUGGCGGGGGUGGAGGUGGAGGUCCCAGACAUGGUAGGAAGCGGGACACUCUGUGUCCUUUUAAUACCAAUGGGCGAUGCAGAAAGGGGCAACAGUGUGAUUAUCUUCACGCCUGAUGACAAGUUAUUGCAGAUUGAAUGACUGGACUUGCUUACAACUCUUACUCAAUCUAUCUAUCUAUCUUAAGUAGGGCUGGGCUCUUUUGACUCCCCUCGCUCGCUCACUGCUCUCCCGGAGGUGGUAGGUACGUAGGCAGGUAGGUAGGUAGAUAAAAGAUCUGUUGCUUUUACUUUUGCUUAUUGGAACGGAACUAUUGUAGAUUGCAUGCUACUCUACUCUACUCAACUCAAUAGCUUUGAGAAUUUUUCGUGGUACCUUAAUGUGCCCGUUGCUUGCUUGCUUGCUUAUAUUAUUAUUAUUAUUAUUAUUAUUAUUAUUAUUAUUAUUAUUAAUUC